This is a messenger RNA of Rubroshorea leprosula, 898 nucleotides long. The record is from the annotation of a GenBank genome assembly. NCBI's taxonomy places the organism in Eukaryota, Viridiplantae, Streptophyta, Magnoliopsida, Malvales, Dipterocarpaceae.
GAUUCCAAGUCCAAGGAAGACCGACCUAAUAUUCUGGGUAAGAACUUUUAGGUACAAAUGAGUUAUGAGAGAUUCAUCAGAAUAAACCACUCGUGCUGCUAGUUCUUUCUCAUCUUUCCCCCAAAUGGAAGAUACAAGAUAUUCAGCUAUAGUGCCACAGAUUGUGAAGAUUGUAAAGAUGGUUGUUAAGUUUCAUCCAUUACUGAUAAUAACCAGUCUUAUGUGCCGAAUAAUAUUUCUGCAAGAUUGGAUUGAAGAGAAGGUGAGCAAUAAAUGGAAAGCACUCAAGGUGUAUUACGAAUCAACAAUGAGAGCUCUGUUGGCUCCAAUUACUGAGAAAAUGAAGAAUCUAUCAGAAGCCCUCCAGAUGCAUCUCAACCAAGAAGCAGAAAAGGGUCAACCAAAGGCCAAAUUGAUAGGUAAAAUUGCCUUACUCUUUGCCACAUUUCUUUUACUGGAUACAGAGGUCAGUUCAAAAUAUGAUAAAAGAGGGAUUAAAGUGCUGUUAUUGUUGAUCAUUGGACUUAAGUUGCUAAGACUUUCGAAGCGUUGGAGUCAACUCGAAAUUCUCCAAAGACCAAUCACUGACCUCUACAAAUACCACGGCUAGAAGCAAUAGUGUGUUUUUGAUUCUAUCAUCAAUUGCUAUACAUAUUGUUGAAGCCAUCUUCUCAUUUUUUGUUGUUAAAUCUCUCCUGUCCAACUAUAAAGUUUGGUGUACUAGGGUAAUUAGUAGUGUGAUUUGGAGUGUCCGGGACUAUAAAAAAGAUACCUCACUACCCUCUACAAAUACCAAAGGAAUCAGCAAUUUGAUUUUGACCAUUGUAAAUGUUGCACAAGGCAUAUUUGUGUUUUCUCUUUCAUUUCCCAUAGGGGAUUAUAAAUACUGGUUAUUUGU